UUAAACAAGCAAUCGAAUGUGAGCAAUUUAAUUUUUAUUUGUCUGCUUAUCUUCAAGUACUUUACACUAGGCAAGUCCUUUUUAAAUGUCUUUUUAACUGAAUUAGAAAUGUAGAGUAGAAAACAAGCUUCUAAAGCAGUACUUGAUUCUUACAAUGUCUGAGGACUGCUAAUGCUUGACCUUUGAGGACCAUCGAUAUUGGGGAAGCAGAAAGCUAGGCUCCAAAGGCUACCUAUAUUGAGUAUCAGCAUUGUGAAUGAAACCAAAUGUUUCUCCUCCCAUGCCUGCAAUAUCGUCACCCAAAGGGAUACCGUAUAGGGAGCGCGCUAUUUAUUUCUGAAUGUCAGUUUUUACAUCGAUGAAUGAAGACACUGCAGACUUGGCUUCCAAAGCCUUCGUGAUGACGGGGUGACUUUUGGGGAGGGGGUAAACAUCCCCCCUCCCACAAGAUAGAGGGAGGGGGCUUGAUUUGGAAGGUCUACUGCGCCAGGAUGAAUUUCAGAAGCAAUGCGUCUCUCUCCCUCCCUCCUUCCAGUCCUUGUGCCUAUUCAGGAGGGCACCCAGCACAUCCGUGGAUUCGGUAAGUACGAAAGAAACACUGACACCUCCCCUCCCUCUCAGAACCCGGGAAGGAACUGCGGGGAACGUUGCAGCCUAAGAAGUGACAGCGGUUGCCGCAGUGUUGGCUUUGCCUCCUUUUAGCAGCAAUCGCCUAACCCAAGCCCUUGUACCCUUUUUUGAGAGUUCCCCCACCCUUUUCCCCGGGUCUAUUGGCUACUCCAGGGCUGAAGGGUGCCUGCUCCCAUCGCAUCUUUGCCCACAACACGGCGCCGGGAUGGUCACGUAGUGAUGGACGGAUUGCGCAACUGCUGAUGGACCUGGAAAACAAAAAAGGCAGAAAAACAACGCAAGAGCCCCAAGACUUGCUGUACUCAGUUAUAUCCGCAGUGGAAGCGCGGGUGCAUUGGGGGAAAGGAAAAUCACGUAUUCGGGAAUUGGGGGGCAUUCCAGAAAAUUGGGUUUCUCUGCUGCUUAGGGGAGGACCGCAGGUGGGAAUGUGGGGAGGUCUGGGUUAUUAUUAGUAUUGUUGUUAGCAAGGUGUUGAGCUGGAGACUGGGGAUUAGGGGGUGGGGGUAGGGGAUGCGGAGAAAAUAGUGUCUCUUCUCCACAGCUCCGGGUGCGGUAGUUUGCAGCUUGCAGAGAGAGAAUGCAAGCCCACAAUCAACUCUGCAUCCUUCUCGGGAGCAAAAGCACAGCCAGGGAGGGACCCUCGGCCGCCCUGACUGGGCUGCGUCCCUGUGGCGCCGGGCAGAAAAGCCACGACCUUGGGCUCGGAGGCUCCGGAGAUGUGCCUGGAGGAAAGAGGCUGUCAGAGAGAAAGUUGCAUUUUCUGCGCUGCACUUCCUGUAGCGCAGCCUGCAGUUUUCCAGCCAGAUUGCCUGGGUUCGCUGGACGCACCCCCUCCUCUGCUCUAGAGCCCAGGGUUUGUGUCCAUGGUUGCUGCGGCCCGCGUAUUCUUUCCUUAGCUGCUGGUACCUGGGGUUACUGGUCGCAGGCGGAUUGAGGAAAGAGCCCACUUAGCUGGCACCGAGCAAUUGCCCUGGGUCCCCCCUCUCCCUUGCAGCGUGAGAGUAGCCCUAGAGUCCCCGCGGCUGCCGGAACCCUUCUGCUUAUAGCUAAGAGGUAGCCCAAUUACGAUGAGUAUUUGCAUUCGCACCUCCUCCUCUUCUUCUUCUUCCUCCUCCUCCUCCUUCCCCCUCCUGCCUGAGAAAGGAGGACGGACCCAAUUCCAGGCUCUGAACUGGUAUUUAUUUGCAAACUGUCUCGCUGUCGCCAGAUUUGGCAAUUAAGGCACAGACGCUUGGGAGGAGCCUUUUACAAUUUUUUUUUUUUUUUUUUUUUUGGCACCUGUCUCCAAGAAUCUGCUUUUGGAAUGGAGGGUGGUGGGGGUGGUAGCGAGGUGCAGAAAAUGUAACUUUACUAGAGGGGAGGAAACUUUGUCACUUUGCAGGAGCCCGUAGGCAUGUGCAACCUGGUGGAAGAGCUCCACGCGGGGCAGCAUUUUCUUUGACUUUGUGCUUUGCUCCCGAUGACCCUCGCGGGAGAAAGAGGACACUUGAACUCCACGGUGGUUCCUCCUCGCCGCCACCUCGCGGGGUGACAGCAGCGGCGGCGAAUUACCGGCCCCCUCCUCCUACUCCCAGAUACCUUCCGAAGUCCGCAGUAAGAACGCACUUGCCCCUGGGCGGCGGGGAAGCGAAGUCAGAAAGGGCGCUCACGGAGCUAGCCUCCCGCUGCAAGAGGAGCGGGCCGGGGGGGCAGCGGGGGGGAAGCGGGGGGAGAAGGCUGCUUGCUGCUGGAUUCCAGGAACAAGUCACCCGGAAUUAACUUCUCGUUAAAGUUAUGGGAAGUGCGGCCAUGGACACCAAGAAGAAGAAAGAUGUUUCUAGCCCCGGAGGGAGUAGCGGCAAGAAGAGUUCGGGCCAGAAGAGGCGAUCGCUGCGGGUGCACAUCCCAGACCUUAGUUCUUUUGCCAUGCCAUUCCUAGAUGGAGACCUGGAAAGCUCGGAAAAACAUGCUUCCCAUAAGGUGGACAGUCCCUUCAGUUCUGGGAGUCCUUCCAAGGGAUUCUUCUCCCGAGGUCCUCAGCAUCGUCCCUCCAGCCCUGUGUCGGCCCCUGUGAGGGCCAGAAAUAGCCCAGGCUCUCCCAAAACGGUGUUUCCCUUCCCCUACCAGGAGUCCCCUCCCAGAUCUCCACGUCGCAUGAGUUUCAGCGGCAUCUUUCGCUCCUCCUCCAAAGAGUCCUCCCCGAACUCCAAUCCAUCUACCUCACCUGGGGGAAUCAAGUUUUUUUCCCGCUCAAGAAAAACCUCCGGCCUUUCGUCUUCACCAUCAACCCCUACCCAAGUGAUCAAGCAGCAUACUUUUCCUCUUGAAUCCUAUAAGAAUGAACCUGAGAGAUUAGAAACUCGAAUUUAUGCCUCCUCUUCUCCCCCGGACACAGGCCAGAGGUUCUGCCUGCCCUCCUUCCAGAGUUCAGCCAAACCUCCCUCUGCAGCAUCAGCUCCAUAUGCUACCUCCACAACAGCGGCUGUAGCAGCGGCCGCGGCGGCAGCAGCAGUUGCAGCAGCAGCAGCCCCAGGAACCGCUGAAGCCGGCAUGCUGGAGAAAUUAGAGUUAGAAGAGGAAGCAAUAGAAGAAUCUGAAAGUGAUAUUUACAUGCGAUUCAUGAAGUCACACAAGUGUUACGACAUUGUUCCAACCAGCUCGAAGCUUGUUGUCUUUGACACCACAUUACAAGUUAAAAAGGCCUUUUUUGCCUUGGUAGCGAAUGGUGUUCGAGCAGCGCCACUAUGGGAGAGUAAGAAACAGAGUUUUGUAGGAAUGCUAACAAUUACAGAUUUCAUAAAUAUACUACAUAGAUAUUACAAAUCUCCAAUGGUACAGAUUUAUGAAUUAGAAGAACAUAAAAUUGAAACGUGGAGGGAACUUUAUUUACAAGAAACAUUUAAGCCUUUAGUGAAUAUAUCCCCAGAUGCAAGCCUCUUCGAUGCUGUAUACUCAUUGAUCAAAAAUAAAAUCCACAGAUUGCCAGUUAUCGACCCUGUCAGUGGGAACGCACUUUAUAUACUUACCCACAAAAGAAUACUCAAGUUUCUUCAGCUAUUUGUGUCUGAGAUGCCAAAACCUGCCUUCAUGAAACAGAACCUAGAUGAACUUGGAAUAGGAACGUACCACAACAUUGCCUUUAUACAUCCAGACACUCCUAUCAUUAAAGCCUUGAAUAUAUUUGUAGAAAGACGGAUAUCAGCUUUGCCUGUUGUGGAUGAGUCAGGAAAAGUUGUUGAUAUUUAUUCCAAAUUUGAUGUAAUAAAUCUUGCUGCUGAAAAAACAUAUAAUAACCUAGAUAUCACAGUGACGCAAGCCCUUCAGCACCGUUCCCAGUAUUUUGAAGGUGUUGUGAAGUGCAGCAAGCUGGAAACACUGGAGACCAUUGUGGAUAGGAUAGUAAGAGCUGAGGUUCAUCGGCUGGUGGUAGUAAAUGAAGCAGAUAGCAUUGUGGGUAUCAUCUCACUAUCAGACAUUCUACAAGCCCUGGUACUCACACCAGCAGGCAUCAUUGAUGUUCAUACAAUACCAUAAAGUUCAUUUUGCCUGUAUGAUAACAGGUGCCAAACAAAAGGAAAGUGAAGCAGAAUGACCACGGUGAACAUAGAAGCCUUCAUUGAAUGUAGGAGAACGUGAACAAAGUUUCUGGGUCAAGGUUUUGCCUCACGAACACUGUCUGCAAUAGAAGAAAGUAAUGGUUAUGAGAAUGUCGAUUGCAGUAGAGUGAUGGGUAAUCUUUAUUUUCCCCAGUGAUGUCUAAACUAAGCAUGACAAAGAGAGCUUGAUAGGUUUAAAGAUUGUCUUGUUUUAAAAAAAAAAUCUAUAUUUCCAGACCUUUUCUGAAAGAUUUAAUAUGCUAUCAUCCUUUAAAUUGUACUAUGUCCUGAAAUUCUAUCACUUUUUGCAAUUGAAAGAGCUCAUUGAUAGCCAAGUAACAGGUAAAUGUGACAUAAGGUGAGUGUAUGGCAUAUUCCUAACCUAGUGCCUUAUGUCAGAAUACAGCAAUAUGUCAUCACUGUUGCCCAUCACUGUUGGAGAAAGUAUUUGUGUGAAGAGAAAACUGUGUUUGAAUGUGAAAGUCUUUGAACUUAUUACCAAAUCAGUUUAAGUUUUCAUUAGAUUUGUCAUAAAAGCUGUACUUUGAAUAUAAAUAGAUUUACUUUAAAACUUUAAUGAGUUUUGUGUUUAAAUGUUGCAUUCUGGACUAAGAUGUAAAACAAGACUGAUUUUAAAAACAGCUUUAUUUAUUUUUACUUUCAUGGCAAUUUUUUACACAUCUUUUGGUGGAUAGUUAAAACUUCACCAUAUCCAUUAAUAAACUGUUGAUUGUUAUACAAAAAAGUGGCAGAUUUCUCGUUAUUUGUUUGGACCGGAAGAGGAUAUGGCUUCCUGAAUAACCUUUAUUAGACUUAAAAAGUUAAAAGUUUCUAAAAGCAUGCAUUGAAAUCUAUUACUCUGUACUGUAUUGUAAAUAAGCAGCAGUUAUUGAGGAAAUAAAGUGCCAGAGAAAUGUCUAUUUUUUUUCUUGUGUAUCGCAAUGUAAAAUCAUGAUGUUUGUAUGACUGCUAAUACAAUUAUUUUUUUUUGUAAAUUCUAUUGUGGCAUAUACAGUAUUGUCAUACAGUUGCAAGGAGAGAGGAACAUUUCCUAAUGUAAAUGCUCUGAAAAUGCUGAGACUAUAUAAUUGUAGAUUUUCUUUGCAGUUUGAAAAAAUUAAAACAAGUCCUACAAUUUGUUAUUUUGUUAGAGCAGUUCUUAAAAAAUAUCACAUGUUUGUGCAUGUAUUGAAUAAGAUUCUACAUGCCCUUUUUGACUCAAAUAUUUAUCUUCAUUUAAAGCAAAAUUAGUCCUUUUGUCCAAACUACCUCCAGCAAAAGAAUCUUUUAUUGAUUCCUUAAGUCUAAUGGUUUAUUUACACUCCCCUGAUAAAACAUGAUUAUGUUUGAUUCAAAAUUGCCAAGAAAAUUUUCUUGUAAUAAGGUGCCAGUUUUUCUUUUCUUAGUAGAGCAAAUCUUCUAUUUGUGUCUCUGUUCUCAGUGUUUGUAUUUGUCUUUGCACAUGUAUGUGUAUGUGCAUGUUUGCUCUCACCUACACAUCAAUGCUUUGGAAAGUAAUCAUAGCUGUUUAGGUUGAACAGCAGUUACAUUACUCAACUUGUGAAUCAUAAAAUACUCAUGUCACUCUUUGUGAAGAAGAACAUUUUUGUUUGUUCAAUCUGGCAGAGGCUGUACAGUCCAGCAUUUAAAUGAUGACUUUCCUUCUAUGAGAAAUGAUAGAACUAUGAGUUUUCUUUAGUCAGGUUUGUUUUGGGUUUUUUUGUUUGUUUGUUUGGAGAGAGAAACAAGAAAGUCUUAAGAAAGACUUAACAUAGUCUUGAAGCCUGGACAGUGCCUUAAUCCAGAUUUACUUCUCUUACAGUGUCCCUUUCCUCCAUCUCAUGCCCCUAAAUUGAUAUUACUAAAAAUCUAUAGUUUUUGUUAUUUAGGAAAGAAUUGAAGAUGAUUUCCCAUUGCUGUUGAAGUGGGAAAGAAUCUCCACAGCAAAUAACAGAAAGUUGAUUCAUCAAAAAAAGAAAUCUAUUAGCACUGACACUUUCCUUACUUUCCAUAUGGAUAUCACAUUCAAUAGAGGGCUCUUUUCUCUAUGUUUAGUCAUUAGAUCUAGUAGUUAACAGAAUGUCAGGCUUAUGUUAAAAUAUAAUGAAGAUUUGCAGAAGUUAUCAAGAAUUGUUUCUAAAGUGAAGCAUCUUUUUUUUUUCCAUCAUUAAGGUCCACAUUACAACUAAUUACUGCUUUCUUUCGUCAAGAAAAGUAAUAUAUCGUGCUACAUAAAUGGUAAAAACAAGGUGUUUUAUUUAUCUUGUUUAUCUUGCAGCUCUGGAAGAUGGAUGAGCUUGUAAAUAUUCGUAAACCUCCCCCCCAUGGUUCUGAGUUAUUUGAGUUUUAUGUAUAGGCCUAUGUCCUUAGCAUGGUUGAAAUUAUGUUUGUAUGUUACAAACAAUAUUUACCUCCAGAUUUUAAUUUUCUAUUCUGUCACUUUUCUUAAUCGUCUAGGACAGGGAUUCUUAACAUUUUGUGUGUGUGUCAUAGAUCCUUUUUGUCAGCCUCAUGAAGCCUAUGGACCCCCUUUCAUAAUCAUGUUUUUAAGGGCAUAAAAUAAAAUAUCUUUACAAAGGAAAUCAAUUACAUUGAAAAUCAGUUAUUCAGAUUUUUUAAAACAAGUUCAUAGACCCCAGGCUAAAAGCCCAUGGUCUAAGGUCUUAGAGUGAAGACUUAUACCAAACACGUUCCAAUGCAUAUUAAAUGUAUUCCUAAAGAGAGCAGUUGGAAGUUGUGAUGUGACUCCUCAGUGAAACAGCUCAUUCAAGUUCUUGUUACCUAUCUCUAAAGAGGAAGCACUGAAUCAAAAACAAAAAUUCUCAUUAUUACCCUUAGCAACAAAGCAUAAAGAAAUAGCAGUAGAAUCGAUGCUAAACAAAGACUCAGGGGUCUUUUUUUGCACCCUGUCUAACCUCUAAAAGUUAUUUUUCUUCUUCAUCUCUCUGAGCCUCAGUCUUCCCCUCUGUAAAAUGAGGAAGUCAUACAAGGUAACCUUGUUAUAGAAUUGAUGAAUUGAUGUGUGUGAUAAACUUAAGCAAAUUAGUAAUCAUUUUGAUAAUACACAUCAAAUCAAAAUGUUCUUAAAAUAACAACUUAGGGAAACAUCCAAACCAUGGCUUUCAAUACAAAAAUCACUGGGCUGUCUCUGGGGAAUGAUGUUGUACCCUAACUAUUCAACUUUUAAAAAAUCACUUACCCUUGGAGGGAGAAAGCCAGCAGAUAGCUUGUAGAGGAAAUGAAUCACUGUGGGAACAGGCCAGAGAUGAACUCUUGGGGUCCAUAGGGCCAUAACCCCUUAUGUGUUUUCCUGUUUUCUAAGCACUUUCACAGGAUUUCUACCCUAUGCAUUUCUAUAUCGAGACAAAUCUUUCCCUGUAGUAUGGACACAGUCUUAAGAAAAAAUAUCCAUCUGCAGCCAAAUCCUUUGGGAAAUAUCUGGAAAAUAGAUGAUAGCAAAUUCCACUCUACAAUAUUUUUGCCUUCAUGGAAUACUAUAAAACAGACACAAAGAUUGUUCUUUUUCACACGAGACUACGUUGAAAGAGUUCAAUUUGCUGAUUUUUAAACAAAGUAGACUUGUUACACAGCAUACUUUAAAAAAUUCACUUGAAGUUUUUUUCUUUUGCACAGUGAAGUAAUAAGCAUAGUUCCUUUUAAUAAAGGAUGUUCAUAUUUUCUUCUUGGUUAUGUAAUUUUUUCUUGCACAAAACAGUUUUAUUAAAUUUUUUUAUCUUUUGAUGGCCCCAUUACUGUGAUAAUUGCUUCAAAAUCAUGUUGUACCAAUAUUCACUAAUAAAGUGGAAUGAGUUAAAAUUA
This is a messenger RNA of Antechinus flavipes (yellow-footed antechinus), 8024 nucleotides long. RefSeq names its product protein kinase AMP-activated non-catalytic subunit gamma 2 (gene PRKAG2). The record is from RefSeq and is a predicted model, not a curated record. Lineage: Eukaryota; Metazoa; Chordata; Mammalia; Dasyuromorphia; Dasyuridae. Bases 2404 to 4143 code for a protein of 579 amino acids. The transcript has 16 exons.